Adineta ricciae is the source of this 1113-nucleotide messenger RNA. The record is from the annotation of a GenBank genome assembly. Lineage: Eukaryota; Metazoa; Rotifera; Eurotatoria; Adinetida; Adinetidae.
AUGUCGACGACGCGCCAUUAUCAUCCUCGUCUUCUUUGUGUUCGAUCAAAAUUUCAUCACCAGCGUGUUCAAAGUCGAUUAAACCUAUUGUCACAAAAACGAAGUCCAAUAAAAGAAAAAACAAUAAAAUGUUGGCGUUAUGCAAAUCGAACUUGCGAUGUACUUAUGCAUACAGCUCUUGAUGAUGAGUUCAUCCGUUAUUCAGGAAAGACAGCUGAGCACUCUCAUUUACCAAAUCCGGCUGAAUUUGAUAUACGAAAUUUGAGAGAGAAAAUGCGGGUGAGAGCUGAAAUUGAACAUUUACCACUCCAAGAAAUCGCUAAAGAUGGGAUGCGUAAAGCUUUGCUAGUAGGUGAAACCCUUGCUGUCCUACCCAACUUAACUAAUAUCGGUGCGUCUGCCACAACUUGGUUCGCAAUCGGUGCAAAACAACGCCCGAACUUACACUGUCAUGUUCGUUCGACAUUCCUGAUAUAUACGCGCGCGAUUAUAGGGAUCAAGAACGCUUAUUACUUCAUGACAUUGAUGAUCCAUAUUUGGUCGUCAGAUAUCCAGUUCAACUUACUCUUUGAAAGCGAGCGAUUACAUAUGGAUGGAACGUUCAGUGCAUCACCGCUCAUUAAAACUUUUGGAUCAGCAAGUUCUCUUCGUUUCGGUAUCGAUUCACUGAUUUUCGGCAUCCCCAUUGUCUAUGCGCUGCUACCUGAUCGUCAAGCGAUCACAUACAUUGACUUAUUCGAGGUGUUAUCUACUGAAGCAAAGCGGCUGAAGAAAAGCUUUGAGCCUACACUGAUUAUGACUGAUUUAGAGCCCGGUCUGACAAAGGGGAUUGCUCUCGAGUUUACUGGCAAAACGGCUCAAAAAGGAUGUUUUUUUCAUUUUACACAAAGUGUCUAUCGAAUAGUUCAAUCGCUUGGUUUGCCAACGCUUGAUUUGGAGAAUCUUCGCAUACGUGGUGUUAUUCGACGAAUGAUGAGUCUUGCGCUGAUACCUCCCCAGUUUGUCGGGGCCUUAUUCGUCGAUCUCGAGCAAGACUUGAAUGAUGAUGAGCGUGCCGAAUUAGUCAAUUUAUUCAAACAUUUCAAUGAUUACUGGAUGUACCAAGCUUCAUAG